Paracoccidioides brasiliensis Pb18 is the source of this 195-nucleotide messenger RNA. RefSeq lists its product as uncharacterized. The record is from RefSeq and is a predicted model, not a curated record. The transcript has a single exon. The coding region runs from base 1 to 195 and encodes 64 amino acids.
AUGCCCACCCCCUAUAUCACGGCAUACCAUCAGCAGGAAGGGUUCUUGGUAGAGUUUUCGGUUCAAGAUCCGAAUACGGAGGAGAUUUGGUGGAGAAUCAAGCCCAAGGCUAGUGAACUCCGUUAUGCCGGAAGGCUGGGCGGAAGAGGGGGGUUAGAGAACGCUUCACCACAGAUGUUCCAGCGAACGUUUUGA